AUGCCCCACGACCCCAACCAAACAGAAGAGGAGCUGUUAAAGAAUCAAUUCUUCAAAGAAUGGCAAUCAACUUCCGUAUUACUGUAUUAUACAGUAAUCUGUGUGUCUGUCGUCACACUUCCAGCCCUCAUUUUCAUGUUCAUUCUGCUGCGGAAAUACAAAAAAUCCAAUUAUUAUCACUUUUUGUGCUCUAUUAUGGCUGGAAACUUUGUUUUACUGGCUACUAUAUUUUCAAAUGUGUUGUCAGAUCGAAAUGUGGCAUUUUUUACGGGUAUUCUUCCCGGUGUUGUUGUAUGCAAAUUAAGCGCAUUUCUGGUCAACACUUCUUCAUUUUUCGUCCACUGGGCAUGGGUAUCAAUGUAUGUGCAGCGCUUCCUCCACGUCUUCUUCCCUCUUCGCGCCCAUCGUGCAGGCGUUAAAAGCAAGGAUAUUAUAUUGGUACUAUUCGCGUUUUCGGUUAUCUCUCAACUCUGGUCACCAAUUCUUAUCACUGAAAUCUCACUUGGCGCCGACGAAUCUUCUGGAACCUAUUGUGCUGAGGAUCCCAAGAUUUUCGGCGAAUCCACAUUGAAAUAUUUGAUAUUUUUCGAAUGUUUCAUGACAUUUUUCCUUCCAUUCGUUCUUACGGUAGUCGUCGAUUUCUCGGUGCUUAUCAUGCGAAAUCCGUGUACGCAGAAGAAGGCGUUUACCGUAAUCUCGGCGGACGAGAUUGUGCAUCAGGAUGAGAAGAGCCCGUUGAAAAUUGUGCAUAAGUCGAAAAUUAUGGCCGACGCAAUCGUCUAUAUAAUUUAUCUCCUUCAAUUUCCCACGGUCCCUCUCUACAUGUAUUGUCUGAAAACCGAUUUUGAUCGAUCAAAAUCGUAA
Messenger RNA from Caenorhabditis briggsae, 864 nucleotides. The record is from RefSeq and is a predicted model, not a curated record. Lineage: Eukaryota; Metazoa; Nematoda; Chromadorea; Rhabditida; Rhabditidae. Bases 1 to 864 code for a protein of 287 amino acids. The transcript has 5 exons. Gene Ontology annotation, cellular component: membrane.